GGCUCGAGAGCGCGCGUCUUUGUACAGAAUCUGUGCAGUAAUACUCCACCCGCGCGGAUUUUCUAUUUUCCUAACCUUUUUGUAAACGAUGUCCUCAUCGCGAGCCACCCUUGCUUCUGCCGCAGGCGUUGCAUUUUUUGGCGGAGCAACCUUCGUUUCCACUGGAUCUACGCGCACCGGGAACUUGCGAGCGACUGCCUCCACAGCUUCAGCCUCGGCUCCGGCUGCGCCGGAGGCCAACGUCGCCGGCCUGGCCGUGGCGAGCGUGGCGGUCGCCACUUGCUUUGCCAGCCGAAAGGCCGGAACAAGCACGCGUCAACUGGUGACGCUGACUGCGUUCGAGAACGAGCUCGGUGUGCAGGCUCCUGUGGGAUUUUGGGAUCCCGCCGGUUUUACUGCGGAUGGCAGCACUGAGAACUUUGCGCGCAGACGCCAGACGGAGUUGAAGCAUGGCCGAAUUUCCAUGCUCGCAACCAUGGGAUACAUUACCCCUGAGAUCACCGGCAAAUUCCCUGGGUACCUUUCUCCUUCGGCUGGGCUGAAGUUCGCGGAUGUGCCCAAUGGACUUGCGGCAAUUUCGAAAGUUCCCGCUGCUGGGUGGGGUCAGAUCUUGGCUUACAUGGCCUUCUGCGAGGUGUCCCAGGACCAGUCGGCCGGAACUCCUGCUGCGGCGGGCGACUUCGGAUUCAAGGUGCUCACCGCGUCCGAUCCAGAGGCCAAGAAAACCAAGCUCGCGGCGGAGUUGGCGAACGGCAGACUUGCAAUGAUGGCCAUCAUCGGCAUGUUCUUCCAAGACGGCCUGACAGGAAGCGCCUGGGGUGACUGGGCCAACUACACCGCCUCGCCGCUGCGCGCCUUCGAGAAUGAGCUUGGGGUGCAGGCUCCUGUGGGAUUUUGGGAUCCCGCCGGUUUUACUGCGGAUGGCAGCACUGAGAACUUUGCGCGCAGACGCCAGACGGAGUUGAAGCAUGGCCGAAUUUCCAUGCUCGCAACCAUGGGAUACAUUACCCCCGAGAUCACCGGCAAAUUCCCUGGGUACCUUUCUCCUUCGGCUGGGCUGAAGUUUGCGGAUGUGCCCAAUGGACUUGCGGCAAUUUCGAAAGUUCCCGCUGCUGGGUGGGGUCAGAUCUUGGCUUACAUGGCCUUCUGCGAGGUGUCCCAGGACCAGUCGGCCGGAACUCCUGCUGCGGCGGGCGACUUCGGAUUCAAGGUGCUCACCGCGUCCGACCCAGAGGCCAAGAAAACCAAGCUCGCGGCGGAGUUGGCGAACGGCAGACUUGCAAUGAUGGCCAUCAUCGGCAUGUUCUUUCAAGACGGCCUGACAGGAAGCGCCUGGGGUGACUGGGCCAACUACACCGCCUCGCCGCUGCGCGCCUUCGAGAAUGAGCUUGGGGUGCAGGCUCCUGUGGGAUUUUGGGAUCCCGCCGGUUUUACUGCGGAUGGCAGCACUGAGAACUUUGCGCGCAGACGCCAGACGGAGUUGAAGCAUGGCCGAAUUUCCAUGCUCGCAACCAUGGGAUACAUUACCCCCGAGAUCACCGGCAAAUUCCCUGGGUACCUUUCUCCUUCGGCUGGGCUGAAGUUCGCGGAUGUGCCCAAUGGACUUGCGGCAAUUUCGAAAGUUCCCGCUGCUGGGUGGGGUCAGAUCUUGGCUUACAUGGCCUUCUGCGAGGUGUCCCAGGACCAGUCGGCCGGAACUCCUGCUGCGGCGGGCGACUUCGGAUUCAAGGUGCUCACCGCGUCCGACCCAGAGGCCAAGAAAACCAAGCUCGCGGCGGAGUUGGCGAACGGCAGACUUGCAAUGAUGGCCAUCAUCGGCAUGUUCUUUCAAGACGGCCUGACAGGAAGCGCCUGGGGUGACUGGGCCAACUACACCGCCUCGCCGCUGCGCGCCUUCGAGAAUGAGCUUGGGGUGCAGGCUCCUGUGGGAUUUUGGGAUCCCGCCGGUUUUACUGCGGAUGGCAGCACUGAGAACUUUGCGCGCAGACGCCAGACGGAGUUGAAGCAUGGCCGAAUUUCCAUGCUCGCAACCAUGGGAUACAUUACCCCCGAGAUCACCGGCAAAUUCCCUGGGUACCUUUCUCCUUCGGCUGGGCUGAAGUUCGCGGAUGUGCCCAAUGGACUUGCGGCAAUUUCGAAGGUUCCCGCUGCUGGGUGGGGUCAGAUCUUGGCUUACAUGGCCUUCUGCGAGGUGUCCCAGGACCAGUCGGCUGGAACUCCUGCUGCGGCGGGCGACUUCGGAUUCAAGGUGCUCACCGCGUCCGACCCAGAGGCCAAGAAAACCAAGCUCGCGGCGGAGUUGGCGAACGGCAGACUUGCGAUGAUGGCCAUCAUCGGCAUGUUUUUCCAGGAUGGCCUGACUGGCAGCGCCUGGGGUGACUGGGCGAACUACACGGCUUCCCCUUUGCGGUGAGGCAAUUGGCUCGACGAUGCAAGGACGCAACGCAUAGGAGGCCGCUGAGUUUGGCAGGACCAGACUUGGAGAGGCCAAAAGGAA
Molecule: messenger RNA, 2497 nt
Organism: Effrenium voratum
Lineage: Eukaryota; Dinophyceae; Suessiales; Symbiodiniaceae
Source: the annotation of a GenBank genome assembly